Molecule: messenger RNA, 1863 nt
Organism: Arabidopsis lyrata subsp. lyrata
Lineage: Eukaryota; Viridiplantae; Streptophyta; Magnoliopsida; Brassicales; Brassicaceae
Product: ethylene-responsive transcription factor RAP2-4
Exons: 1
Coding region: 543-1568 (341 amino acids)
Biological process (GO): regulation of DNA-templated transcription
Molecular function (GO): DNA binding; DNA-binding transcription factor activity
Source: RefSeq, a predicted model, not a curated record
AGGUGAGGUUAGUUCAUCGGUGAGGUUUGAGAGUAAUUCACUACACAAAAAAGAAAAAAAAUUGAGUGCCCUCCCCCAAAAACAAAAUUGGUAGAUAACGAGCAAUUGUGUUUUUUUCUCUCAUUUGAUCUUUGAAUUUUUACAUUUUCUUGCAAUUUCCCCCCUAUUCUGGUGUCCCUCGCUUCUGUGAAUCAUCUGUCUUUCAAAAAGAAAUAGAAAAGAAAAUUCGAUUUCUGGGUUUGUUUUUGUCAUACAGAAAAAUCAAGCUUAUGAAUUUGUGUUCAAUUUUUUGUUUUAAUUUGAAAGGCAGGUAUUUUCAGAACGAGAUCUUUUUUCCAAAUUUCUUCUGAUUUUACCCUUUUUUUCUUCUUCUUAGAUUUUAGUAAACCGAGGGUGAAUUUUUGAUUCCCUCUUUUUGGAUCUAACAGAGGUUGCUUAUUUCAAACCUUUUAGAUCCAUUUUUUUUAUUUUUCUUGAAUUUUCUCGGAAAAUCCUUGUUUCUUUACUUUUGAUAAGAUUCAGGUUCUUUUUUUCGGAUUCAAAUGGCAGCUGCUAUGAAUUUGUACAGUAGUAGCAGAACGUUUCAAGCAUCAGAUUCGUUUGGUGGUAGUGGUGGUGAACUCAUGGACGCGCUUGUACCUUUUAUCAAAAGCGUUUCCGAUUCCCCUUCUUCCGCGUCUGCGUUUCUUCAUCCCGCAGCGUCUGCGUCUGCGUUUUCUCUUCCUCCUCUCCCCGGUUAUUACCCGGAUUCAACGUUCUUGACCCAACCGUUUUCAUACGGGUCGGAUCUUCAACAAACCGGGUCACUAAUCGGGCUCAACAACCUCUCUUCUUCUCAAAUCCAGCAGAUCCAAUCUCAGAUCCAUCAUCCUCUACCUCCGACGCAUCACAACAACACUUUCUCGAAUCUUCUCAGCCCAAAGCCGUUACUCAUGAAGCAAUCUGGAGUCGCCGGAUCUUGUUUCGCUUACGGUUCAGGUGUUCCUCCGAAGCCGACGAAGCUUUACAGAGGUGUGAGGCAACGUCACUGGGGUAAAUGGGUGGCUGAGAUCCGUUUGCCGAGGAAUCGAACUCGUCUUUGGCUUGGGACCUUUGACACGGCGGAGGAAGCAGCGUUGGCCUAUGAUAAGGCGGCGUAUAAGCUGCGCGGCGAUUUCGCCCGGCUUAACUUCCCUAACCUACGUCAUAACGGAUCUCACAUCGGAGGCGAUUUCGGUGAAUACAAACCUCUUCACUCUUCAGUCGACGCUAAGCUUGAAGCUAUUUGUAAAAGCAUGGCGGAGACUCAGAAACAGGACAAACCGACGAAAGCAUCGAAGAAACGUAGUUCAUCGGUGACGGAGAAGAAGGUUUCGUCGCCAGAUCUAUCGGAGAAAGAGGUCAAGGCGGAGGAAAAAUCGGUCUCGACUGCUGGAUCUCCACCAGUGACGGAGUUUGAAGAAUCCACCGCGGGAUCUUCGCCGUUGUCGGACUUGACGUUCGCUGAUCCGGAGGAGCCGCCGCAGUGGAACGAGACGUUCUCGUUGGAGAAGUUUCCGUCGUACGAGAUCGAUUGGGAUUCGAUUUAGCUUAGGGGCAAAAUAGGAAUUUCAGCCGCUUGCAAUGGAGUUUUUGUGAAAUUGCAUGACAGGCCUAAAAGUAAUUAAUUAAUUAUGGUUUAGUUGUUAAAUUUCGUAUUAUGUUAAUAUUUUGUAUUAUGGGUUUGUAUUAGUCUCUGUGUCGGUCCAGCUUGCGGUUUUUUGUCAGGCUUCGACCAUGCCACAGAUUUCAUUUUAUGUAAUCUUUUUUUUUUCUCUGUCUUAUGUAAUUUGUAGCCUCAGUGCCUUUAUCUUAAUGCAAUUUUAUUUUAGUUUUUGUAGUAAA